AAUGGGAUGUCUCCGCCAGCCUCAGGUCUCAUGCCUUCAGCAGAGGACUGGGACUCGGAGGGGCAGAGGCGCACCGCAGAAAGGUUUGCACAGCGGCCAUGGCGACAACUUUUUGAGUAGACAACACCGAAGAUCGUCAAACCCUUGACUAGAGACAACACGCAGACAAUCUUGCUCGUUCGCUGCCUUGAGACGUGAGCGCCGCUAGAUUAAAGUGCAAAAGUUGGCAUGUGGACCACACCGUCCGGCGCCGCCAAGUUUAAUGAGUUGAAAAGCUUGAGGGCAUAAGUAAAGAUGCAGGCUUUGGCCUGCUCCACCUCUGGCGCUAUCCCCAGCAUUGUUGGCAUUGCUUCUGGAGGCCUGUCCCUUCCCGAUGGCCAGUGUCGGGCGCAUUGGGGCGCGCGCUCCCAAAACUCUGAUCGCAUGCAGGGCGUUAGGGUUUGGAAGACGUCCCCCGGCAGGGGUGUCGGAGUUCAGUCCCCAGUAAAAUCCGGAAGCCUGCAAAACAGGGGCUUUGGAUUUGAACCUUUUAGGAACGCGCCACCGCAAGUGUUGCGAAAGCAAGGAGCUAGAUUCGUGAGGAAAUGGAAGGCUCCCAACGCUUCAAGACUAGAUGAAGAUCCAGACUGGGAGCGGAAGUCGUCGAACGGUUCCGCCUCAUCUAGUUCCAAUGGAAGCGUCGCGAAGUCGGUGGUUCAAGAACCAAAGCCCUUUGUUGCGCGAGAUGGGACUCCCAAGCCCGGCAUUGUCGUCGUAUCAUCCCCUGGGGAGAGGCUAUCCCCUCAGGACAGCGGGUUUGCGUCCCAACUCUCAUCAGACACUCGCCCCAAAAGCUCAUCUAGGGCGCCAGAUUAUGAGCAGCCGAGUCAAUCAGGAAAUGGCACCGGCGCCAGCUCAGCGGAGCGCUCGAAUGGGGUUGGGGAGAUUGCGUUUGCAAGCGGGCCGAUCAGCGAACAGAUCACGGACGCGCCAUCUUGUCCGAUGCCGAAUUUUGCGACGACGGCCACGCGGGUCACGCUGCUGCAGCCGGUGCCACUCCUCCCGAGCAGUGCUCAGAAGCCCGGUGUGAAUAAGCGCCCGCUGCUAAUUUAUGUUCCGGGGAUGGACGGCACAGGGCAGGGCAUCCGGCCGCAGAUUGAGGGGCUGUACACUGACGGGUACGACAUCCGAUGCGUAUACAUCCCAAGCAAUGAUAGGUCCACAUGGGGCGAGCUGGUCGACUCCCUUGUCCCACUCAUUGAACAGGCCGCCACGCUUGCGGUUUCCGACUUGACCUCCGCGGCUUCACUGGCCCCCCUUUUGCAGUAUGCACAUGGGGCGAAAGACAAGGACGUUGACGAGGCCCCCCCCCUUCCCACUCGCCACGUCACCCUCCUUGCCGAGUCCUUUGGCACGUGCCUGGCCCUUCGGGUGGCUGCCCGCGCUCCUUCCCUCAUCUCGCGCCUAGUUCUGCUGAACCCGGCCACGAACUUCGAUAAGAACAACUGGCUCGUCAGCCUGGCGGCUGCGACGGGGCUCUUGGCAGCAUUCCCCGGGCCUCUCUAUUCUUUCGCUCAGGACGUCAUGCUGCCACUGCUGGUAAAGCGCAACCGCGUGUCGGCUGACGCCAACAAGGACUUGCUGUCGCCCAUUGAUUACGUGCCCGCCGCAUGCGCUGCGUGGCGCCUGCAUAUGCUUAACGAGGGAACGCCCUCAACGGAGGAGCUCGCGAACUUGAAGCAGCCUGUUAUGCUGUUUGCCGGAGCCAAGGACCGUGUUCUGCCGUCGAUGAAUGAGGCGGCGCGUCUCCAGACCCAGCUUCCGAAUGCGUGGAGGGUCAUCCUCCCAGAAAGUGGCCACACCGCUCUCCUGGAAGACCACAUCAACAUUGCGUCCUUGAUGCGCAAGAACGGCUUCUCGCCCCCCCGCGCCGUGAGUCCUGAGAGAACUUCCGGGGGAACGCCCCGACUUGAAUCCCCGGCCAAUGGACCCUCCCCCCCGGAUCUGACCGACCUCGCAGCCCGCGACCCGGUUAACCCCGGGGUGGUUGCCGUUAACCCGGGGGUAAGCGGUGCGGCCAACUCCGAGAACCCGCGGGUUAGAGACGCGGUCGGCUCCGCAGCCGAAGUCCCCGCUGCUCGUGUGAGGGACGCCCAUGUCAAUGCUGACGUCAGCAGAAGUGACGUCAGCGGCCUAAGCUACGACUCCCCGGUCCCCCGGCGGCGGCGGGCGGCCGUGCCGGACGAGGUAUACGACGAGAUGGGGCGGUUAUUAGAGCCUUGGCGCAUAGUGACGUCACCGCUCGUCAGCGGGGCUGAGAAUCUGCCGGACCCGAGCGCGGAGCCGCGGCGGCCAAUUUUGUUUGUCGGGAAUCACACCAUUUUUGGGUUGUACGACUCGCCGCUCCUAGUUCACGAGUUGUUCAUGCGGGGCUUCCGGUGCCGGGGGCUCGCGCAUCCGGGGCACUGGCGCAGCGGAGCGGGGCAGCUUUUUGAGAGGUAUGGCAACGUGAAGGCGACGCCGUUUGCUGCGUACAAGCUGUUGAAGGAGGGCGAGGACGUGCUGCUCUUCCCGGGAGGCGCUCGGGAAGUCGUUAAGCGCAAGGGGGAGGAGUAUCAGCUGCAGUGGCGGGAGAAGGCCGACUUCGUGCGCAUGGCCAGCAGACUAGGCGCUAUCAUAGUUCCCUUUGGGGCGCUCGGGGGAGACGACGCGUACAAGAUCUUAUGGGACGGUCGGGACAUUCUCAGCUCCCCGGUGGGCCCGUUCGUCGAGGAGCUGUACAAAUCGGUCGGGUUGGAGGCGGACCUCGUAUAUCCGGUCACCCGGUUGCCAUUCCUGGGGCUGCCGAUACCUAGUCCUAUCCCCAUCCCCGCCAUCGAACGCAUCUACUUCCACUUCGCGCCGGCAGUUGACACCAGCCAGUACGCGUGCGAUCUGUCGGACGCCGACGCAUGUCAGGAUUUGUACGGGUUGGUGAGGCGGUCGGUGGAAGAGAGCAUCGCCCACCUCAAAGAAGUGCGAGCAAGGGACCCGGAGCGCAUGUUCCCUGCUCGGAUGUUGGCGAAGGCGUCGCGUUUGCUUCCAGAGUUCAGCCCGCGAGAAUAAGGAAGGUUUAGCGGCUGUUAUUUUACCAUGUUGACAUGUUGGGAACCGGUCAUAACGAGUUGAUUGUGCACAAAGACAAGCGCAAUGCCACUAUCUUUUUGCCGAUUUUGCACUGCGGAAUAAUCAGAUGUUGACGUUGGACUCUAAGAGAAUCGGAAUUACAGCAUCGAGUGCUUAAAUUUCGGCCUCUUGUUUCCCGCACGCUGUCAAACCACAUCUUGUCGAAGCAGAGUUGAUUAUUGUG
Klebsormidium nitens is the source of this 3328-nucleotide messenger RNA. Lineage: Eukaryota; Viridiplantae; Streptophyta; Klebsormidiophyceae; Klebsormidiales; Klebsormidiaceae. The record is from the annotation of a GenBank genome assembly.